Molecule: messenger RNA, 5248 nt
Organism: Numida meleagris (helmeted guineafowl)
Lineage: Eukaryota; Metazoa; Chordata; Aves; Galliformes; Numididae
Product: protocadherin alpha-C2-like
Exons: 4
Coding region: 222-3110 (962 amino acids)
Biological process (GO): homophilic cell-cell adhesion
Cellular component (GO): plasma membrane
Molecular function (GO): calcium ion binding
Source: RefSeq, a predicted model, not a curated record
GGUAGCGCGGCGGAGCGCAGCACAGCGGCCGCCUCUCCCCGCGCACGGCGGUGGCGGAGCUGCGCGGGACCGGAGCGCCUCCCGCGCCCGCAGCGAACUUCUCGUAACCUUGCCGCCGGUGCGCCCCGGUGCCCGCUCUCUGGGAACUUGGGCUGGUCGCUGAAAUAUUGGAUUAUGUUCCUGCCGAGCCGGGCUGCGGGGAGCUGAGCAGGGGAGGAAGAAUGCGGGUCUAUUGGAUGGUCUUCUGCCUUAUUUGCUGCACCGCGAAGGGGCAAGUGGUGUACUCCAUCGCCGAGGGAACGGAGCGUGGAGCAUUGAUCGGAAACGUAGCGAGGGAUUUAGGAAUAAAAGCGGCUGCACUUUCAGCCCGGAAAUUUCGCAUGAUCACCGGUUCAAGUAAGCAAUAUUUUAAUAUAAAUGCAACCACGGGGGUUUUAUCUGUUAACGAGCCAAUAGACAGAGAACAGCUUUGUGAACUAAAAUCUUCGUGUCUUCUGAAUUAUGAACUUGUGCUAGAAAACCCUCUAGAGCUUUAUAGGAUGGAAUUUAAAGUCCUGGAUGUAAAUGACAACUCCCCCAGCUUUCCUUUAAGUGAAUAUCAUGUAAGUGUGCCUGAGUUCCUGUCACCUGGGGCACGGUUUGCGCUCCCUAAUGCCCAAGAUCUCGAUGAAGGUACUAACGGCGUCCAGAAUUAUACUCUGAACUCUGAUGAACAUUUCCAUUUGGAAAUGCAGACACGCGGGGACGGGAGUGUGUAUCCUGAAUUGGUGCUGAAGAAAGCCUUAGACAGGGAGCAGCAAGCCACUCACAGACUUGUUCUUACAGCCAAAGAUGGUGGGGAUCCUCCAAGGUCUGGUGAUGUCCCUGUCAUUGUGACUGUUCUGGAUACCAAUGACAACGCACCAGAAUUUGAGCAAUCAGUCUACAGGGCAAGUGUCCUGGAAAACUCCCCCAGUGGCACGUUGGUAGUACAAGUGCAUGCCAUGGACUUGGAUGAAGGUCCCAAUGGAGAGGUCACGUAUUCAUUUAGCAAUGCUACGGCUGCAGACCUACAGCAAAUGUUCUUAAUUCACCCACACACUGGGGAGGUGACGGUCAGUGGCGAUUUAGCAGUUCAGAGACCUCUCCUUGAGAUGCUUAUUGAAGCAAGGGAUAAAGGGGCAUUUGCCUUGUCAAGUACAGCUAAGCUGCUGGUGGAGAUCACUGAUGUGAACAAUCAUGGCCCAGAGAUAACAAUUGCAUCGCUUUCCAAUCCCAUCCCUGAGGAUGCUGUUCCUGGCACAGUGAUAGCUCUGCUGAGUAUUAUGGAUAAGGACCCUGGGGAGAACGGGAAAGUAACCUGCCAGAUCUCUGAUAACCUUCCCUUCCAGUUAAAACCUUCCUUGGAAAACUACUACAGCCUGGUCACCAGCGGGCUCCUGGACCGGGAGCUGAUCAGUGGGUACAACAUCACCAUCACUGCCACAGACUUGGGAUCUCCUCCCAUCACCACUCAGCAGACCCUCUGGGUACAGAUUUCUGAUGUGAACGACAACCCCCCUGUCUUUGCUUCUGACACAUUUGAUGUGUUUGUGGAGGAGAACAAUCCACUUGGUGCUUUUCUCUACCAGGUCUCAGCCUCUGACCUUGAUAUAGGGGAGAACGGGCAGAUCUCUUACAUACUCAGGAAUUCAACGGUUGCAGGCAGUGCCCUGGCCAGCUUUUUGUCUGUGAGCUUGGUCAAUGGGAGCAUCUAUGCAAAACGUGCCUUUGACUUUGAGCAGCUUAGAAGCUUCCAUUUCCAAGUGGAAGCCAAGGACAAUGGGUCACCAGCCUUGAGUGCUGCCAUGACUGUGAAUGUUUAUAUCUCAGACCAGAAUGACAACGCCCCAGCCAUCCUGUACCCCGUCAGCCAGAAUGGCUCAGUGGCAGUGGAAGUUGUGCCCCGCCUGGCUGAUGAGGACUACCUAGUGACCAAAGUGGUGGCAGAUGAUGAGGACAAUGCAGAGAAUGCCUGGCUCUCCUAUCACCUCGCCCACUCCUCCGACUCCACGCUGUUCCGUUUGGCACCGCACUCGGGUGAGCUACGCACCACCCGCUCCUUGCACUCCACUGACCUCCUUAAGCACAAGGUGGUAGUGGUGGUGCGGGACCAUGGGGAGCCUCCGCUCUCCUCCACGGUGACUGUGGGCAUCCUGCUGGCUGACACUCUUCCCCAGGCUCUGCCUGACUUUGAUGAUAAUGGGGAGCCGCCGCCGCUGCUCAAUGCUACAAACAUCUACUUGAUUGUUUCUCUUGCUUGCGUCUCCUUCAUCUUUACAGUGUUCCUCCUCUUUCUUGCCAUUGCACGGCUGUGCCACUGCUGGGCUUGUCACCGUCAGGGCUGCUGUUCCAGCAUUUGUUGCUGCUCAGCUGAUGAGUAUGAAAAAUAUCAAUACAGUGUGCACAUGCUUCCCAGCUCCCACUUCCCACCGGACAUGUUGGAGAUCACUGGUAUGGGUAAACUGACUCAUACUUACUUGUACAGGGCAUCUGUAGGCCUUGGGCAUGAGAACAGCGGCAUCCCAAAUGGGAAUGCUGGGAAUGUUCCCAGCGGCUCAAGGUUACAAGUGCCAGGACCCUGCAUCCAAGUGCAGCAAGUCCAAAGUGAUCGUUUGAGUGCUGUCCUCAUGCCAAAACAUCCCAAUCCUGACUGGCGCUACUCCGCGUCCCUAAGGGCAGGAAUGCAAAGUGCUGUGCAUUUGGAAGAGGCAGGAAUAUUACGUGGAGGACCAGGAGGGCCUGACCAGCAGUGGCCAACAGUUUCCAGUGCUACUCCAGAACCUGAGGCGGGAGAGGUGUCCCCCCCAGUGGGAGCUGGUGUGAACAGCAACAGCUGGACCUUUAAAUUUGGACCCGGCAAUUCGAAACAAGGUGGUCCUGGUGAGUUGCCAGACAAAUUCAUUAUCCCAGGAUCUCCUGCAAUCAUCUCCAUCCGGCAGGAGCCACCAAACAGCCAAAUUGACAAAAGUGACUUCAUAACCUUUGGCAAGAAGGAAGAGACCAAGAAAAAGAAGAAAAAGAAGAAGGGAAACAAGACUCAGGAGAAAAAAGAAAAGGGCAACAGCACCACUGAGAACAGUGACCAGUGAGGGGUUUAUACUGAAAGAACCCCCUUAGCCAGUUUUUGUAAUAAUGGCAGAUUUCUCCUAUGUAGCAACUCCCAAUUUCUUCCUCCUGUUAACAAAUUUCCUGUAUGUACAGACUUCAGAAAAUCAGCAGGAAAUUCAUGGUGUCUGUCUAAAUUGCUUAACAGGUUUUGUCUUGAAAAGCUUUAUUAAGUCUGGUGUUAACUCUUUUUCUCCACUCUGGCUUGUUUUCAGAAUCUAAAAAGCAGACACAAGUUUCCUUUCUCCUACGCCGAAAAGGAGAAUCUUCACAGUACAGCCAGUGAGAGGUUGGACUCUCUGCACUGUGGUUCCUGUGCUCCUGUCUUGAUGACACUUACAGGACAGGUUUAAAAGUUUUAAUAUUGUGCACCCUCUAUCUGAUUGGAAAUCUUUGUGUGCAGAUGUCAGCUAGGUGAUAAGAGAUCAGGCUAUAAGAUGCAAGAAGAGCUGGUAAAUACGCAACAGAGGAAACACCUAACGAACGUACAUGUUCGGAGAUGUUCAGGCUGAGGAGGAAAUGUCUGAAAGGUGACCAGACUUUUCAGACCUUGAGAAGUCGCUGUGUGGGAAUACUGAGUCUUAUACAUGACGUAUUGUACACACUCCUUCAAAUAAAACCUCACAUUUACAGCUCUUUAAGAUACCACAAAUGUUACCUUUUUACCAAGCAAGCCAUUGGGAACUUGUCCCUGGGAGCCCUGCAUUACCCUGGCAAGGCCCUUGUGCUGUAGGGAGGCCUGGGCUGACAUCCUGGGAAUGUGACUGACUGUGAUGCUCUGUGUCCCUGUUGCCACUCUUUGAUUAUUUUGCACAUUUUGUCUCUGAAAAGGUCAGAGUUUUUCCACGACACUUAUGCAAAAGAGAGAAAAAAGAAAUGUUAACUAUGCUAUUUGUUAUUUGAGAUAUUUAUUUAUAAAGAAAUAUAGCUGUAAAUGUUAUAGAAAUAUGAUGCCCUUUAACCCAAACAGAAGUCAAUCUAGAGCCAUUAUAAAUUAAAAUUGCUGCUACUAAAGUGCUUUAGAAAAAUUUGCCUGAAACAUCUGUAUUAUAUCGGCCACUUGCCAAUAACAGCUUUAUUCUGUCGGGUCACUUGGGGGCUGCCUCUUGCAUGUAUUAAUGAAUACGAGAAUUUAAUUUUUUUGCAUUAAUCUGCACUUUGAAUACACCUUUGCAAACAAACUGUCCUAAUACGAAGAAGCAGAAGCGAACUCCUCACGCAAAUGGAUUUACUAACCUGCUAGUUCUGUGCAGUACCUUGGUGUUACCUCCUACACACCCUUUUCUGACUUUAAUUUUACUUUUUCUAUGAGAUUAUGAAUUUCUGGCCCUACUAACACUCAUUAUGUAAAAUUCAAGUACUGUAUGUAUGCUGUAUGCUCUUAUAAGAAUCCUGAAAUAUUUAUUCUGUGCUUGUGUAUGUGAAUGUCGAUGCAAUUAUUAUUAGAGUGGACUUUAAGCUUUACCGUUGAAUGUAAAUUCAUUAUUUCUUUUUUUGUACACUUGUGGCAAAGUGGAGUAGUGUUAAUUUUUUAAGCCACUGUUGAUUAUCAGUUUGGUUUUUUUUGUGUGUGUAUGAAACACAAGUAAAAUAUCUUUCUUAAAUCAAGCCAUGCAUGCAUUUUGAGAUUUAUUGAAGCUAAAGUUCUGUGAAUUACUAAACCUAUAAUUGGAGUACUAAAUGUGAUUGAGGACGUUGGUAUAAAACCAAUACUUGUAUUUUUAAAAAGACUACAGCUGAUGAGGGAAUUCCGAGGAGUUUUCUACAUUACUGUACCUUCACAGAAUAAAGCUCAAGUGUUGUAUUAAUUGGAACUGUGUAAGAAAUACAUAGAUCUCAAAUUUCUGGCAGUCCCUCAAAUCUAGGAUCAAAGAGAACAACUGGAUUUCUUCAGAUGUGUCCUGGAUGUUUGACAUUUCCAAACUGCUGACCGUUCAGAACAGGUCAGUUUCUAUUCAUUUGAGAAACCUGCUGCAAGUCUUAAAAUAUCACAAAAGAUAAAGCUCUAAUAAAAGAAUGAAUAUCUCAAAAUGCAAACCACUGAGAGCCUCAUGUGGUCUAUUCAGUUUUCCUUUAGUACCAUCUUGUUUUACCGGCAAUAAAAGCAAUGCUACUUGUGAAA